Molecule: messenger RNA, 894 nt
Organism: Phyllotreta striolata
Lineage: Eukaryota; Metazoa; Arthropoda; Insecta; Coleoptera; Chrysomelidae
Source: the annotation of a GenBank genome assembly
AAAAAACCGUUGAGUAAUAAAAUUUGAAAACUUUACAAUUUGUUGGAAAAGUACUUACAAUAAGCAGUAAAAGAAAAUGUUCACCGUCACAAGAAGAAAAAAAUUAAUACCAAGGAGCCGUCGCGACAACAAAUCGGAAUACAUAUUCCACGAAAACGACUACAGAACCCCGAUAAAAAGCUCAACGUCCAGAAAACGCCCUCACGGAUCCCCUCCGAAGCCCAGCGUCCCGAAAAGCGACUCGCCUACCAGAAAACGGGCCAAAGUCGAAAUCAAACACCAAUACGAAAUCCGCCCGAAUCGCACCCGAAUGGCAGUGGUGCACUUCAACCACCCCGAGAUGCGGAUCACCGGCACCGAAGCGGAGAUCAUCAAGGAGAAGAUCACCAGGAGACUGGAGACCUCCAUCGUGCCCUGGGCGCAGCUGCUGGAGGUGGCCGACAUGAAGUUCGAGCACGGGCUGCUGUGGGUGUCGCUGGGCAACCACAAGACCGUCAGCUGGUUUUGGGAGACCGUGCACUCGUUCAAGAUGGACGGGGUGCAGCUGCGCGUGGUGGAGGAGAGGUUCGUGCCCAUCGACAUGGUCGUUUCGGUUUCCGUGCCCGGGAUGGGCAAGGACGACGAAAGGGCGGUGAGGAGUUCGCUUAUUGAGGACAACGAGCGUUUCCGCAUGGAUAAUUGGUUGUUUAUCAGGAGUUAUCCUAACGAGGACGAAACUGGAUUGGUCCUGGAGUACAUAAUGGGCACUCGAGAUUUCGACGAGUUGAGAACGUGCAAUUUACAAGGGUGGCUGGGUACGAAAUUAAUUAAGUUCAAAUUAAUUUAAUGUGUUUUUGUAUAAGUUGGUUAGUUGUAAGUUUACUUUUUAAUAAUAUGUGAUUUUGUAGCAAGAUA